UAAUACUAUACGUAUUCUAAGUUGAUUUCAUAGAAAUUUUAUUCCCAUAAUUAAUUAUUAUUAUUAUAAUUAUUGUAUUACUCAACUCCAUCGACGAUCGAUGGCAAAGACGGCGGCGUCAGUGGCAGUUAGAAGCCUGGCCUCCGUGGCAUACUUCGCCGCCGCCGUUUCGAUGCUCUUCGCCUACCAAAGAUUCUUCGCUAUUGCAAAUUCUCUUGCGAGCGCAUACAAUUUUUCCACUCUUUGCAUUCCCUCUGGUUCUAACCUGUGGCGGAUGGUGGUACUGGUCGAUAUGGCUUCCACCAUAGUGCUGGUCUCGAGCCUGUCGGUGAGUGCGGAGAGCUAUCAUUUGCUGAACAAUGGAAGCCCAAAAGUGGAAUGGUCAGCCGUGUGCGGCGUUGCUCGUCAUUUUUGCGGCGUUGUAUUUGCAGCCUUAGCCCUUGGCGCAUGUGGUUUACUCCUCAAUCUUGGUCUUCUCUUCUAUUCUCUCCUCAUCAUUUUCAAUCCUCAUUCCUUUGGGGACUUCAUUUGAUUUGAAGGGAUGGAAUUGAAGAGAAUUGGGAAAUUUCUUGGUUUUUGUAAUAGGAAGAAUUUAUCUAGAGAGUAGUAUUAAAACAUAGUGACUUUU
Molecule: messenger RNA, 628 nt
Organism: Cuscuta campestris
Lineage: Eukaryota; Viridiplantae; Streptophyta; Magnoliopsida; Solanales; Convolvulaceae
Source: the annotation of a GenBank genome assembly